GUUUGAGAGGGAAAAAACGAAACGGAAAACAGAGAGAAAAUUUGUUUCAUUAUCAGUUAGCAAUUACAAAGCUCCGAAAAUGAGCAGUUUCUCGUUCAAGAGCUUCUCGUGGAAGAAAUCGAAAUCGUCGAAAUCGUCGAAAUCGGAUUCCGGUCAUUCUUUCUCGUCGGAAGAGGAGAGGUUUCUGACGGAGAAUAUGGGAACUGUGAGAGUGCCGGAGAUUGUUCCUUCUCCCGCCGACGACUGCGAUACUCUCAAGAAAGCUUUCGAUGGAUGGGGAACCGAUGAGAAAGCCUUGAUAAGGAUAUUAGGACAAAGAAAUGCUGCCCAGAGGAAAGCAAUUAGAGAGACUUAUUUCGAGCUCUACAAUGAGUCCCUCAUUGAUCGCAUCAAUUCUGAACUCUCUGGUGAUUUUAGAAAAGCGGCGGUUUUGUGGGCAUAUGAUCCUGCUGAGAGGGAUGCAAGAAUGGCACAUGAAGCUUUGAGGUCAUACAAGAAAGGCAUCCAUGAGAUUCAAGUAUUAGUGGAGAUUGCCUGUGCCACAUCCCCUCACCAUCUGAUGGCAGUAAGGCAGGCCUACUGUUCUCUCUAUGAUUGCUCGCUUGAAGAAGACAUUUUCUCAACCGUCUCCAUGCCCCUUAGGAAGCUUCUAGUUGGUUUGGUGAGUUCCUUCAGGCAUGAUAAAGAGGUGGUGGAAAGUUUCGUUGCCGAUUCAGAAGCAGAUUUAUUACACGAUGCUAUCAAAGUGAAGCAAAUCAACCGCAACGGCGUCAUUUGGAUACUCAGCACAAGGAAUUUCUUUCAACUUAGAGCAACCUUUGCAUGCUAUAAGCAAAAGUAUGGAAACCCGAUUGAUCAGGACAUUAUGAAAUGUGGAACCAGUGAUUUAGAAUCUCUCUUCAAAAUGGCCGUCUGGUGCAUUGACAGUCCUGAAAAACACUUUGCAAAGGUAAUCAACAAGGCCAUUGUUGGGCUUGGUACGGAUGAAGAUUCUCUAACCCGAGCCAUCGUAAGUCGAGCAGAGAUAGACACAAUGAAAAUUAGAGAGGAGUAUUCGAAGAUGUUCAAAAGCAACCUCGAGAAAGACGUGAUUGGUGACACAUCUGGGGACUACAAGGACAUGUUGAUGAUCUUACUUGGAGCUAAAGUUUGAUUCUUCUUCCCAACUUCUCUUUGCUUCUUUCUUGCCUUUCUCUUUCUCACUGCAAAUUCCUUGUUUGGCUUUGUUGAGUGUUACUGUAGGCCUUUGAAUGAACUAACCUCUUCAUAUUUGUAUAUACGUUUGGAAGAUUGAUUUUUUA
Molecule: messenger RNA, 1301 nt
Organism: Cucurbita pepo subsp. pepo (vegetable marrow)
Lineage: Eukaryota; Viridiplantae; Streptophyta; Magnoliopsida; Cucurbitales; Cucurbitaceae
Product: annexin D3-like
Biological process (GO): response to water deprivation; response to heat; response to salt stress
Cellular component (GO): plasma membrane; cytoplasm
Molecular function (GO): calcium-dependent phospholipid binding; phosphatidylserine binding; calcium ion binding
Source: RefSeq, a predicted model, not a curated record